Molecule: messenger RNA, 2393 nt
Organism: Dunckerocampus dactyliophorus (ringed pipefish)
Lineage: Eukaryota; Metazoa; Chordata; Actinopteri; Syngnathiformes; Syngnathidae
Product: kelch-like protein 34
Exons: 1
Coding region: 145-1917 (590 amino acids)
Molecular function (GO): protein binding
Source: RefSeq, a predicted model, not a curated record
ACAAGACGAGAUGUCCUCGGUGUGUUCUGCAGGACUUUUGUGCGCUGAACCUUGCCAUCACUAGUUGGCAUGCAUGCUGCAACCAACAAGAGCGGACAUUAGGUGCGCCUGGUUGCCUUUCUUGCAUCCCCUCCAGCAAUCUGGAUGGAGAGCUACUCCCUCCUUUACAGCUCGUCCCACAGAACCGAGCUGCUCGGGCGCUUCCAGCGGCUGCGCUCGGACAGGAAGAUGUGCGACGUGGUGCUGGAAACCGACGGCGCUUCCUUCCCCUGCCACCGAGCCCUCCUGGCGAGCUCCAGCAAUUAUUUCUGGGCGCUGUUCGGGGACUCCACGGCGGAGAGAUUAGCGCCGUCUAUAAGGCUCCCGGCACUGACGCCCGGGGGUUUAGACGCCAUUUUGGACUUCCUGUACUCCGGCUGGCUAAGGGUGUCACCGAGCACGCUCCCUGACGUUCUGGAGACGGCGAGGUACCUGCAAGUGGACACGGCCGUGACCAUAUGCGAGCGCUACAUCACCGACGGGCUCAGUGCUGAGAACUGCUGCAGCUACGCUAACCUAGCGGAGCACCAUGCGCUUCCUGAUGUGCUGGACGCCGCCAACGACACCAUUGCCACGGAGAUGGCCAAGCUGCUGCAGGAAAGAAGAGACGACCUCCUCGAAUUGAACGUCCAAUCGCUCAUGGCGGUGCUGGAUGCCGAUGAAAUCCCCGCAGUCAAAGAAGUGGAGCUUGUCAAACUGGCUCUGGAUUGGCUGAAUGAGAAUGGGCCCCUCCCACUGCUGCAAUCCAACCUCCUGCUAAGUCGUCUGCGCUUCGGAUUGGUCGCCCCUUCUGACCUUGCACACCUUGUCCAUGCCCACAGAGCCAUGGCCACACCUCUGAUAAGAAGCCAGGUGACCCGGGCGCAGGAGUACCACAGAACAGGCUCAGCCGGGCCGAUCAGGCAGAACAAACAGUCCACACUCAGGGCGCCGCCUGAUCGCAUGCUGCUCGUCGGCGGAGGGUCCAGCACGGACCGACCGGAGCAGCAGGUGCUGACGUUCAAUAUGAAAACCAGGACGUUUGCGUCUUUGACUUCCUGUCUGCCACUGAGACUGAGGAACCACUGUGUGUGCUCCUUGGGGGGCUUCCUCUUCGUGGUCGGCGGGGAGCUGGUGAGCGAGGCGGACGGGAAGCCGGUCACCGUGGAAACGUCCAAUCAAGUGUGGAGGUACGAUCCCCGCUUCGACUGCUGGCAGCAGGUGGAGUCCAUGCUGCAGAGCCGGGCCAAGUUCGCCUGCUGCACCCUGGAGGACACCAUCUACGCCAUCGGGGGGCAAAAUGCAGAUGCCAACGUAUCCGCCACACUAGCUUCUGUCGAGUUCUAUGACAUGGUGGCAGGGGCGUGGAGGAGGGGUGCGCCCUUGCCCGGCCCUCUCCACGGCCAUGCUUGUGCCGUGCUGGACCACAACAUCUACGUGUCAGGUGGUCUCUCAAGCAACAGCGGCGUGGUCAUGAUCCCGGGCCAGAGCCAAAGCAGCAGGGAGGUUCUGCGCUGGGACGGCAUGGGAAGAGCCUGGAAGAAGAGGGCGCCCAUGUCCAUUGGCAGGUUCUGCCACCGCCUGGCAACCGCCCACGGUUACAUUUACGCCCUCCUGGGGAUGUACGAGCCCUUCUGCGACAUCGAGCGCUACGACCCGCGAGCGGAUCGCUGGACGCGUCUCAGGCCACUCCUCGCCGCCACCUUCAACUACGGGAUGGCGGCGACGCCAAGCGGGAGCCUGGUGGUGUUCGGCGGGACAAAAUGGAGCAACGCUCAGGAGGUGGUGGUGAAGAGCGUGCUGGAGUACGACCCCAAGAAAGACCAUUGGAGGGAGAUUGCUCAGCUGCCAAGACCCCUCACAGGAAUGGAGUGCACCUUACUGCCAAUGCCAGAUUAAAAUGCGUCCAAAUUUGGAUCAGAUUCUGCAGAGGCCAAUGCCAUUUAAUGCAUAUUUGGUCCACUAUGCUAAUAUUAGGAGCUAGCAUGUUGAACUACAGUAAUUACUCCACAGUUCUAACGUAUGGGAGACAAAGCUGGGCAUACAAUGUGUGAAUUAAGCUAGUUUUUAGCAUGAUUCAGGUACAUAAAAAGCAUUACUCAUACGGCACACCCCCAGCUUGAGAAGGAAAAUCGAGCCGAGAGAUCUUUAAGGACAAGGUCAGAAAGUUUAGCAGGAUAAGCCGCGUUGUCAAGCAGAGGAGAAAGGUCACAAAGGUGCAAGAGGAUACGCCGGCUGAAUACUUUCUAGAAGGCGUAGAAGAAAACAUGCAUUUAGCAGCCAUUAUUGAUUACAUUUCAGCGUGGAAUCUGCUGUGUUUUGGAUUUUUUGUUUGGCACAAUCAAAGAUGCAGAGGGGGGGGAAAAAACAUCCCA